This is a messenger RNA of Tripterygium wilfordii, 1401 nucleotides long. Its product is annotated as protochlorophyllide reductase-like. NCBI's taxonomy places the organism in Eukaryota, Viridiplantae, Streptophyta, Magnoliopsida, Celastrales, Celastraceae. Gene Ontology annotation, molecular function: protochlorophyllide reductase activity. Bases 87 to 1289 code for a protein of 400 amino acids. The record is from RefSeq and is a predicted model, not a curated record. The transcript has 5 exons.
CUGGUCUUAUCUCUCCCUGCAAAAGUUCAGAGUCCUGACCUGAUUCCAUUUGAAAGCUCCACUCACAGUCUCACAAACACAGACUUAUGGCUCUCCAAGCAGCUUCUCUACUUCCUCAUAGCAUCUCCAUCCGCAAAAAUGGAAAGUCCAAUGCUUCACUCAGAGAGACUACUUUUUCCGGGAUAUCAACUUCAAACCACCCAGCAGGUGAAUUCAGCAAUUACUUGAUAAGGAGCAAGGAAUUCAGGAGAAGAGAACUACCUCUUGGCGCCAUAAGAGCCCAAACAGCUACUGUAGAUCCAGCUAUUGACCAGACUACAACAGAAGGAAAGAAAACUGCGAGGAAAGGCAAUGUGAUAAUCACUGGAGCCUCCUCUGGCCUGGGUCUUGCCACAGCCAAGGCACUAGCCGAGACGGGAGAAUGGCACGUAAUUAUGGCAUGCAGAAACUUUCUCAAGGCUGAGAGGGCAGCUAAAUCCUUUGGCAUUACCAAAGAAAACUAUACUGUGUUGCAUCUUGACCUUGCCUCCCUCGACAGUGUUCGACAAUUCGUUGAUAACUUCCAUCGUUUAGGUAGACCACUUGAUGUGCUGGUUUGCAAUGCUGCUGUGUACCAGCCAACAGCAAAGGAGCCAUCUUUCACUGCUGAAGGGUUUGAACUGAGUGUUGGGACCAAUCACCUUGGUCAUUUUCUCCUUGCGCGGCUGCUGCUUGAUGACAUGAAGCAGUCUGACUACCAGUCCAAGCGUCUCAUCAUUGUUGGCUCCAUCACAGGAAAUACAAAUACAUUGGCCGGAAACGUUCCCCCUAAGGCUAACCUUGGAGAUCUGAGAGGUCUUGCUGCUGGCUUGGCUGGGCUUAACAGCUCAUCCAUGAUAGAUGGGGGAGAGUUUGAUGGUGCCAAGGCCUACAAAGACAGUAAAGUAUGCAACAUGCUCACAAUGCAAGAGUUUCACAGGCGCUACCAUGAGGAGACGGGUAUUGCCUUUGCUUCUCUCUAUCCUGGAUGCAUCGCUACCACAGGUUUGUUCAGGGAGCACAUUCCUUUAUUCCGACUUCUGUUCCCGCCUUUCCAAAAGUACAUUACCAAAGGUUACGUUUCAGAAGAGGAAGCUGGGAAAAGACUCGCACAGGUUGCGAGUGAUCCAAGCCUUACAAAAUCAGGGGUUUACUGGAGCUGGAACAAGAACUCUGCUUCUUUUGAAAACCAGCUUUCUAAAGAAGCGAGUGAUGCAGAGAAAGCACGGCGGUUGUGGGAGAUAAGUGAGAAGCUUGUUGGCUUGGCUUAAAUGAAUGCAAACAGGAGAGUAGAGCAGCCAAAAAGAUGCACUUUUGUGAACAAAUACACAUUAAAUUAUGCAUCUAAUGCAGAACGAUAAAAGGUUCUAGGAUGUUUAGUCG